UCUCUCACAAUGCUAGGAGUGUCCUCGCGCCUGCGCCCUCUGGCUACGAGUCACAUUUCCAUUACUGUUUUUUUAAGCUGGUGAAGUUAAAGCUGGCGGACAGAUUUUAACGCUGUUUUUGGGAAGUGUGAGUGUGAAAAUCCGAGGUUUGUGAAAACGCCUGGCACCUGCACUGACUGAGGAGAGAGAGGAAGGCGCGCGCGCGGAGGAUGUCCUCCUCAUCAGAAGGAUGCCUCAAAAAUACAGGGAGCACCUCUUUGGACGAGCGAGGAAGUCCAAACAGCACUUCCUACAUAUUCUCUACCUGUGUUUUUUCCUUCCACUUGUCCCUCAAGUGGGGGGCUACUUCAUGAGCAAGUCCAAGGCUGUUCUGCAGGGCUGCUCGGACCACUGGACGCUGCAGGACAGCUGGGCGAUGCCGCUGCAAUUCCAGAUGACUGUGUGCGUGGACGUGCGUGUGGUGACCCCGGGAGAGUGGACGGCCUUCACCUAUACGUCGCCCCGCUCGCCCUACUAUGACCUGGCCCUGCAGGGUGACGACAGUGCCCUUUACGCCUGGCUGCUGGGGGUGAAGCACCGCUUCUCUGGGCAGCUGGAGUUGGGCCGCUGGUACCGCCUGUGCCUUCGCCGAGAUGCUCGGAGAGACAGCUUCAGCCUGGAGGUCAGCGGAAACCCGGACCCUCAGCAGCGCACUGUUAUCGCCCGGACCAUCCCACCCACCGGGACCCUCCUGCUGGGCUGUCAGCCGCGGAACGCCUCCCCCGGGGCCACACAGGCCACUGUGGAGCUCUACCUGUUUCGGGUUUGGGACGACGUGUCGGAGCACGGGGCCUGCGAGGAAGGGACGGUCGUGGGCUGGGACUCGCGCAUGUGGGGCAUCACCAGACCCCAGGCCAGGGUCUUGGAUGACACGUUGCAGUGCGGCAUGCUCAGUCUUUUACGCCAUUCGCGGAUUAAACGUGAGGUAGAAAGACCAACUGUGACAGCCAGUACGAAUGCCCGAGAUUUCGCCUCAUCUCUAGCUCCAUUUCUCUCCACACUGGCCUUGAUAUCGUCUAUAACGAACGCCCCUCAGCAGCAAGCAAAUGGCAUCACUGCCACUAUUUCUACAUCUACAAGUGCUUCUCCUACUACAACCAUUACUUCACCUACUACUACUGUUGUAACUGUAACAACUACCUCUGGAAUGACUAGCCCCACUACCACAACUGCUGCUGCUUCUAGUUCCACCACUACUACUACUCCAGCUACAAUAUCAUCUACAACUUCAACUCUUGGCACUACCACGUCUACUCCUACUACCACAGCUACCACCAUAUCCACUAGAGCUAACGCCGCCAAUACAGCUCCACCUGCAACUGUUGCUACCAUUACUAGUGCUUCCACAAGUUCUACUACCACAGCGACAGCCACAAGCUCAAGUCUACUUCCAACUGCUACUUCUAGUAGCAGUGGCAUAGUUGCCAUAGUUAGGUCCACAAAUGCUUCUUCUGCAGCCACUACAGCUACAAGUCCUCCUACAACGGCUCCACCAAGUCUACCUGCACCUUCACUUACUACCAAAGCAUUUUACUAUUGGAUGUUUGUCAGUGUUGAGGUGACAGCAGCAGGAACCAGUAAAAGCACCACAGACGUCCAGGACUGGUUUUCAGACCUUUUCAGGCCUGCAUGUGAAUUUGAUGUUGUUGUGCUAAGCUCGUCAACCGAGGUCGGCAUGAAUUUAAACCUAAGCGCUUCUGCGUUAUGCCAAAAUAGCUCCACAGUUGAACUGCAGGUCAUCAAAGUGAGCUGUAAAGACAUUACAGAUUUCAGGAAGACCAACUGCACUGUGCUGGUUCAGUUAAACCAGUCCACAGACACGUGCACCAUCAAGCAGAUCCUCCAGCAGAAAAGCGGAAACUCCUCUCUACACGUUAAAUUACUGGGAGCGGUGAAGAGAGCGGGAAGAAACCUGUGUCUGGAUGGGAGUAUGUUGCCCCCUGGAGAUGGUUUUGUGCUCUGCAACGACUCUGUGCCUGCUUCUGAAACCUGUGAUUCAUGCUCAUAUGACAACAGAAGUUUCAACCCUAAUGACAUGACCGAGGACCAGACGCUGUAUUGUGACAAUAAACCGCAGUACUCCUGUAACUGUAGCAGUUUCUGCAGUGACUCAGGAGCAUUUUAUGGAUUUAGUCUGAAUAUCAGCAGCCCUAAUGUUACAUUUAGAGACAUCAAGGACAAGAUUACACAACUGGGGUCUUCAUGCAACUCAACUGUCCUGCCGUCUCUGUGUAAUGUUUCCAGUCAGUAUCUGGGUGUACACAUACAGUGCCAUGGGAAUGACACACGGCUGUAUAGCUGUUUAGUUGCACUGCAGCUCAGUCAGCGUCUAGAAGUGUGCACAGUCAGUGAGGCACUGGCAGCCUUCCUACAGUCCACGACUUUGUUCACAUAUGAUGGCACACUCAGUAGAUUAGCUCUGUGUGGAAUACCCAAUGAUGGUGCAAGAAGUCUUUUAAACGCAAAUCUCACCUGGGGCUCUGCAAACACCAGUGCUAAUCAGAUAUGUGCACUAAACCAGCCGUCUAUCGGCACCAACUUUACAUGUGACAAGGGUCAGGUGCUUUCUGUGAUUCUAAAUGAGAGCUGCACUGUGCCAUAUAAUUUUGAAACCAGCUCAAGGCAAAUGCCAAAUAUCACAUCUAACACAGCUACACACAGUACAGGUACACUAGCCCAAACUGUCAGUGAAAUAUCAAGUACCAGUCCAGUAAACAGCACAGUCACACCUUUAGAUUCUACAGGUCGACCUACUGGUCCUGUAGCAACAUCUUUUAAUACACCAGCUAUAUCAUCUAUCAAUAGUACUGUGAAAGAACCCAGUGACAAAGCAACAACUCCCAGUACAACUGUCCCAUUGGCCAGUACAUCCAAAUCCGUGGUGACAACUUCCAAUACUAAAGCUACAUCCACCAAUUCUGUGGUUACAUCAAUCAGUAGUACAACUGUAGAACACACCUCUACAGCAUUAUCUCCUAGUUCAACAGUCGCACUGUCUAGUACACCUACACAGCUCAGGGCUACAACCACACCACCUGGUCCUCUAGCAAUACUUUCCGAUACAAAUGGUACAGUAAUAGGAGCUGGCUCUACAGCAUCAUCUCCCAGUACAACUGUCACACUGUCUGUCACAGUCACACCAUCCCAUCCUAUGAUGACACUGUCCAGUGCCACAGCUACAUCCUCUAAUUCUGUGGUUACAUCAGACCAAAGUACAGUAAUAGGAGCUGUCUCUACAGCAUCAUCUCCUAGUACAACUGUCACAGUCACACAAUUGUCUCCUACGUUGACACCGUCCAGUGCCACAGCUACAUCCUCCAAUUCUGUGGUUGCAUCAGACAAAAGUACAGUAAUAGGAGCUGUCUCUACAGCAUCAUCUUCCAGUACAACUGCCACACUGUCUGGUACAGUCACACCAUCAGUUACACCGCCUCCUACAGUAACACCGUCCAGUGCCACAGCUACAUCCUCCUAUGCUGUUUUUACAUCAGUCAAAAGUACACUCGCAGGACUUGGCUCUACAGCAUUAUCUCCCAGUACAACUGCCACACUGUCUGGUAAAGUCACACCAUCGCCUCCUAAGGUUACACCAUCCGAUGCCAAAGCUACAUCCUCCAAUUCUGUUGUUACAUCAGUCAAAAGUACAGUCAUAGGAGCUGGCUCCACAAUAUCAUCUUCCAGUACAUCUGCCACACUGUCUGGUAGAGUCACAACAUCCCAAUCUACAGUGACACCAUCCAGUGCCACAAUUACAUCCUCUCACUCUGUAGUUACAUCAGUCAAUACAGCUACACCGUCUAAUUCUGUGGUUACAUCAAUCAACAGUACAAUGGUAGAAGCUGGCUCUGCAGCAUCAUCUCCCAGUACAAUUGGUACACUAACUGGUACAGUCACACCAUCCCAUUCUACAGUGACCCCAUCCAUUGCCACAGCUACAUCCUCCAAUUCUGUGAUUACAUCAGGCAAAAGUACAGUCAUAGGACCUGACUCUACAACAUCAUCUUCCAGUACACCUGUCACAGUCACAACAUCACAUCCUACAGUGACAGUGUCCGGUACCUCAGCUACAUACUCUAAUUCUACAGUCAAAGGACCUGACUCUACAGCAUCAUCUCCCAGUACAACUUCCACACUGUCUGGUACAGUCACAACAUCCCAUCCUACAAUGACACAAUCCAGUGCCACAGCUACAUCGUCUAAUUCUGUGGUUACAUCAAUCAAUAGUACAAUCAUAGGAGCUGUUUCUACAGCAUCAUCUCCUAGUACACCUGUCACAGUCACACCAUCCCAUCCUACAGUGACAGUGUCCGGUACCACAGCUACAUCCUCCAAUUCUACAGUCCCAGGAACUCUCUCUUCAGCAUCAUCCCCCAGUACAGCUGCCUCACUCUCUGGUGCAGACACAACAUCCCAUCUUACAGUGACACCAUCCAGUGCCACAGCUACGUCUUCUAAUUCUGUGGUUACAUCAGACAAAAGUACAGUCCCAGUACCUAGCUCUACAGCAUCAUCUCCCAGUACAACUGUCAAACUGUCUGGUACAGUCACAUCAUCGCACCCUAUGGUGACACUGCCUAUUGCCACCACUACACCCUCUAAUUCUGUGGUUACAUCAGACAAAAGUUCUGUUGUAGGAGCUGGCUCCACAACAUCAUCUUCUAGUACAACUGCCACACUUUCUGGUACAGUCACACCAUCCCAUCCUACAGUGACACCAUCCAGUACCACAGCUACAUCCUCCAAUUCUGUGGUUACAUCAAUCAAUAGUACAAUUAUAGGAGCUGUCUCUACAGCAUCAUCUCCCAGUACAACUGCCACAGUCACAUCACAUCCUACAGUGACAGUUCAAAGGACCUGA
This is a messenger RNA of Astyanax mexicanus (Mexican tetra), 4897 nucleotides long. Its product is annotated as mucin-5AC. The coding region runs from base 230 to 4897 and encodes 1555 amino acids. NCBI's taxonomy places the organism in Eukaryota, Metazoa, Chordata, Actinopteri, Characiformes, Acestrorhamphidae. The transcript is spliced from 22 exons. The record is from RefSeq and is a predicted model, not a curated record.